AUGGGCCAGGAUGCUGACAUGUGGGAGUGGUGCCGGCUGCUAAGCUGCUUCACCUGCCCUAAUGCUUGUGUUCUCACUACUCCAGUGAGGUCCUUCGGGACAGAAGACCGCCCCACAGACAGGCCUGCUCCCCCCAGGGAGGAAAUCUACGAGUACAUCAUCUUCCGGGGCAGUGACAUCAAAGACAUCACUGUGUGUGAACCCCCGAAAGCACAGCACACACUCCCUCAGGACCCUGCUAUUGUCCAGUCUUCCCUCAGCUCGGCCUCAGCAUCAUCCUUCCAGCCCCAUGUGCCUUACAGCCCCUUCCGAGGGAUGCCACCCUACAGCCAACUGGCCGCCAGCUCCCUGCUCAGCCAGCAGUAUGCAGCCUCCCUGGGCCUCGAGAAGCUGGUGAGCCCCCCAGCCUCAGCCGCUGCCUCCAGCCCCAGCUCCUCUCCGUCUCCACAGCCUGUGUCUGAGCUGGAUGUGUCCUCGGAAUCACACCAGCUCUCAUCCAAGGGCACUGGUUUCCCUUCCGUCUCAGUUGGCAAGAGCCCCAUGGUGGAGCAAGCCGUGCAGACUGGCCCCGCUGACAGCCUCGGUGCCAAGAAGCUGCUGCCUGGGAAGGGCCCCUCGGUGCAGCUCAGUGCUCGCCAGGCCCAGCCAAUCAGCAAGGCCUCCAGUGACCUGGCUCAGCCCGCAACUGUGCAAAGCCAAGGGCAAGUCAACGAUGAGAAUCGAAGACCUCAGAGGCGGAGAUCAGGGAACCGGCGGACACGGAAUCGCUCCAGAGGGCAGAACCGCCCAACCAGUGCCAAGGAGAAUACCAUCAAGUUCGAGGGUGACUUUGACUUUGAAACCGCAAAUGCCCAGUUCAACCGAGAGGAGCUGGACAAGGAGUUUAAGAAGAAGCUCAACUUCAAAGACGAGAAAGCUGAGAAAGGAGAAGAGAAAGACCCUGCCGUGGUUACCCCGAGCGAUGAGACCCCAGCUGAGGAAGACCUGCUGGGCCCCAACUGCUACUACGACAAGUCCAAAUCCUUCUUUGACAACAUCUCCUCAGAGCUCAAGACCAGUUCCAGGCGAACCACGUGGGCCGAGGAGAGGAAGCUCAACACAGAGACUUUCGGGGUGUCAGGAAGGUUCCUUCGUGGACGCAGUUUCCGGGGUGGAUUUCGAGGGGGCCGAGGCACUGGUGGCACAGCUCGCCGCAACCCCACCACCCACAGAGCUGGGACUGGCCGGGUGUGA
Molecule: messenger RNA, 1233 nt
Organism: Elephantulus edwardii (Cape elephant shrew)
Lineage: Eukaryota; Metazoa; Chordata; Mammalia; Macroscelidea; Macroscelididae
Gene: LSM14B
Product: LSM14B, SCD6 homolog B (S. cerevisiae)
Exons: 8
Coding region: 1-1233 (410 amino acids)
Molecular function (GO): mRNA binding
Source: RefSeq, a predicted model, not a curated record